This is a messenger RNA of Aureobasidium namibiae CBS 147.97, 1329 nucleotides long. RefSeq names its product protein btn1. NCBI's taxonomy places the organism in Eukaryota, Fungi, Ascomycota, Dothideomycetes, Dothideales, Saccotheciaceae. The transcript is spliced from 3 exons. Gene Ontology annotation, cellular component: membrane; vacuole. The record is from RefSeq and is a predicted model, not a curated record. Bases 1 to 1329 code for a protein of 442 amino acids. Gene Ontology annotation, biological process: regulation of intracellular pH.
AUGCUUCCCAUGCCUGGUGCGCCUUCGUCGUCUUGGGUUCUGUUCCGCCAAAGGCUGUCUACCAUGCUUGGCCAUGUCGACAAACGCGUCGUUGGCUCAUUCUGGCUUUUUGGCCUCAUCAACAACGUUCUCUAUGUGAUAAUCCUCAGCAGCGCUCUGGAUCUUGUUGGCCCCGCCGUGCCCAAGUCUCUCGUCUUGCUCUUCGAUGUCGUGCCUUCCUUCCUGGUCAAGCUGACCGCUCCGUAUUACAUCCAUCUCGUGCCCUACAAUCUGCGCAUCCUAGCAUUCGUCGCUCUCUCCACAUGCGGCAUGCUGCUCGUCGCACUGAGUCCCUCGGCCGCUGACCCCAACGUAAACGGAGGCUCUAUCUCUGUAAAGAUGCUUGGAGUGAUACUGGCUUCUAUAAGCAGCGGCGGAGGGGAACUUAGCUUCCUGGGUCUGACGCACUUCUAUGGCCCUUCCAGUCUGGCGGCCUGGGGCUCAGGAACUGGUGGUGCAGGUCUGGUUGGAUCGGGCGCAUACGUCCUGGCUACGAGCGCCUUGGGUCUUAGCGUCCGAACCAGUCUGCUGGCCUUCUCCUUCCUGCCAGUCAUCAUGCUGUUCAGCUUCUUCGUCUUGCUGCCGGCCAAGCCCAAAAGUCAUGACUACAUCGCUGCUGCCCAGCACGACGCAGAUGCAGACACCGAGUCGCUGCUGAAUGACGCUGUCGAAGAUGACCGUCCAGCUUCACCCCCCAUGCUUAGUCAAGCAUCUCAGUCCUCGGAUACCUGGCACAACCUCAAGGUUAACUUCCUCCGAGCCAAGAGGCUCUUCUUUCCAUAUAUGCUGCCUCUGCUCCUUGUAUACGUGGCCGAGUACACGAUCAAUCAAGGUGUCGCGCCUACACUGCUCUUUCCCCUUGAUGAGACACCGUUUGAGCAUUACCGCUCCUUCUACCCGACGUACAAUGCUAUAUAUCAGCUAGGUGUCUUCAUAUCGCGCUCUUCGUUGCCCUUUGUCACGAUACACGCCUUGUACCUUCCUUCGCUCUUGCAGUGCCUCAACUUGGCAAUACUGGCAAUGCACGCCAUGUUUCCAUUCCUACCGAACAUAUGGAUCGUCUUCGCGAUCACAUUCUGGGAAGGAUUACUCGGAGGAAUCGUCUAUGUCAGCACGUUCCGCAGGAUCGGAGAGGAGGUGGCAGAGAACGAUAGAGAGUUCAGUCUGGGAGCGACUUCAGUAUCGGACUCGGGUGGUAUCUGUAUUGCAGGCUUCCUCGGAAUGGCGGUCGAGACAGGGCUGUGUGGGUGGCAGGUGGCGCACGGCAGGGACUGGUGCACGAGACUCUGA